GUGCCCUGCGGCCUGUGGGCUGUGGCCAUCGACCGAACCGGGCGGCGCCUGGCUGCCUUUGCGCGCUGCCCCUCCUCUGCUAGACUGCUGCGCCGCCGCUCCCUGCUAGACUGCCUACGUUCCGGUGCUCCUUCACCUCUAUUAGACUGCUGCGCCUCCGCCCUGAGCGCCGUCCCCUCUCGACCCCGGCCCUCCGCUACGCUACACGCGAUUCUGCGAGCUUGCCGUCAACAUGUGAUUUCCCCAAGACCCAACCCCAAUCCCAUCAAGCACUAGCCUGGUCGUUUUUUUCUUUCUAACUAUCACAGCACUAGUCUUUUUUUGAGAACAUCACAGCACUAGUCCAGCCUAUCUAGGUCACGGUAAGCAGGAGCACCAGUGGUUUUACACAAUGGUUCAUUUCAAGAACAGGUACAUGGUGAUGGAGGUCUUCAUCGACGCUAGCAGAGGAGAGGCUGAUCCUGUCAUCCUCACCCAGUUCAACAUAACCAAAGUGAUCAGAGAUAGCAUCCAGCUCAACUUUGGGGAAUGUGGUCUAGCUGCAUCUCUUGGAUCAUUGCAAGUGAAGUAUGUAAAUCCUGUGACGAAGCUUUGCGUAAUCCGAAUGUCGCGUGAAGAUCACCAGAAAGUGUGGGCUGCUAUCACAAUGGUCAGGAGCAUUGGGAAGAUCCCAGUGUCGUUCAACCUCUUGGACGUGAGUGGAAGUAUCAGGGCCUGCAAGAAAGCCGCGCUGGAGUGCGAAGAAGCGAAGUUUGAGCAGUACAAGCUGGCUGCUGGUGACCGCAUGACGCAGGAGAUUAUCGAAUCCGUUCAGGGUUGCUUUGGCAAACUUAAAGGAUUAGACAGUUAGUAAAUUAAAGUUUGCCCCAUGCCAGCAGUCUGAAAAAGAACCUAUAAUCUAGACAAACGGCAUUGUCGUUGCUCGGUCCAAGGGUGCAACACGGCGGCAUCCAUCCCCAAAAAAGACCUAUUAAAGAGGGAGCUUAGGAAAAAGGAUGUUCUUGUGGAAGAAAUGGUGUGUAGCUAAUCAUGAUCAAGCCAGCAUCUGGUAUGGCGCAAAAGAAUGAUGCAGUUUAGCCAACGUUUUCCUUUUUUUUUAAGCUGAUGGUACUACACUUUAUCAAGCGUUUUCAUGUGUUCUUA
Molecule: messenger RNA, 1143 nt
Organism: Hordeum vulgare subsp. vulgare (domesticated barley)
Lineage: Eukaryota; Viridiplantae; Streptophyta; Magnoliopsida; Poales; Poaceae
Product: probable ribonuclease P/MRP protein subunit POP5
Exons: 4
Coding region: 392-850 (152 amino acids)
Biological process (GO): tRNA 5'-leader removal
Cellular component (GO): ribonuclease P complex
Source: RefSeq, a predicted model, not a curated record